Phoenix dactylifera (date palm) is the source of this 1759-nucleotide messenger RNA. RefSeq names its product transcription factor bHLH35-like. Gene Ontology annotation, molecular function: protein dimerization activity; DNA-binding transcription factor activity; sequence-specific DNA binding. Gene Ontology annotation, cellular component: nucleus. NCBI's taxonomy places the organism in Eukaryota, Viridiplantae, Streptophyta, Magnoliopsida, Arecales, Arecaceae. Gene Ontology annotation, biological process: regulation of DNA-templated transcription. The record is from RefSeq and is a predicted model, not a curated record.
CAAUGGUCCCUCCCGCUUCUGCAAUCUAAACACAGGGAAGUAAAGCGAUGAUAGAAUUGAAACCAAGAGAGCGACACCUUCUCUCCCUUUUCUCUCUUUUUUUCUUCUCAUCCCCUUCCUUAUCUUUAUAUUUCCCACGCCCUCUCCUUGUGUUGUUGCGGCUAGCUCUCUACGUAUAGGAGUGGACGCCAGCUGAGCUCCUCCUCAGCCGCAGCUCGAUUUCUCCGGAGCAAGAGGAUGGACGACAUGGAGGCCGAGUACAACUUCUAUUGGGAAACCAGGCGCUUCUUGGAGUCUGAGGAGCUCGACAGCUGGGGAUUGGAUGAAGCUAUCUCUGGAUACUACGAUUCGAGCUCCCCUGAUGUUGCGUCAUCGACGGCCGCGAAGAACCUCGUCAUGGAGAGGAACCGGCGAAGGCAAAUAAAUGAAAGGCUUUAUGCUCUUCGAAGUGUCGUCCCUAACAUUACAAAGAUGGACAAGGCAUCGAUCAUCAAAGACGCAAUCAGUUACAUCCAGGAGCUUCAAGAGCAAGAAAGGAGGAUACUAGCAGAGAUAUCUGAGCUCGAGUCAGGGAAACAGGGGAGACUACCAAUUGGCGACACCAAGCGCGACGAUGCACACUUCAUGCAAAGGAAUAAGAAGACGAGAACUUCACGAGGCUCUCCGAGCUUCCCAUCGAUCGAAGUAAUCGAAACUGAUGACAUGGAUCGUGCCGAAUUGAAGGGAAAGAUCGAGAGCGCCAUUGCCGAACUUGACGCCCACAGAAGCCCAGUGAGUUCAAUGAGUUCCUAGUGGAGAGGAUCCACUGAAGCUACCCCUGCCUCCGUAAUCCUCUUUGUUCUUUUUUCUCUACUGUUAGCUUUAUGUAAUGGGCGUUCAGUAAACUUCUGUUUUCCAUACUAUCUGUAAGUCUGUAACGGGCUCUAGAGAAUACUUUACUGGUGUAGUAGUAACAUUGUUAUCCUACAAGUACGCUAUUCUCUCAUGUCUCCACCUUACAAUAUAUUGCAAGAAGAAAGAAAAAAAAAUGGCAGUGUACCAUGAAGUCAAAUAAAAAAGAAUAUAUAUUAGCAAGAAAAAAUAUUUAAUCAGCUGAUGCCGUCUUCUCUGGUGUUUUCAGAACUUUUGCUGACAAUGUGCACUACAUGCUUAGAUUUUCUUACCCAGACUCGUGCAUUCUAGUUCUAUAAAAAGGAAAAAGAAUAGGGAUCAAGUAACAAAAGUUUCCUUUUUUGGCGACGAUGGUCAUUUCCUCCUUGCCCUACAACCUAGGAAAUCUAGCCAAGAAACUAAAACUUGCAAUUUGAAACAAUCAUUGUGAGGCAAACAAGAAUCAUAUUGCACUGCUACAUAACUCUGAAGAAACUGUUAGAACUAAAAUAAGAAAAAAAAUAAGGGGCUGGACAUUACAAUUGUUCAUGGGCCGGGUCUUGUCAGACAAAAUCAAUACAAUUUUCUUUUGGUCUGUGCCCGGCCCGGCCCAGCUUUUUGACCUAGCCCGAACUUAGCUCUUACUCGAGCUUCAGGCUUACGGCCAGGCUCCAGGCUUCAUGCUCAUUUUUAAUAUUUUUCUAAAAAUAUUAAAAAUUGCUCAAAAGUAUUUUUUUAAAAAAUAUUAAAUAUGAAUAAUUAGAUAUUGCCAACAAUAUACAACACAUCUAUCAUCUUACUCAGUGCACAAAUCAAAAAUAAUUGUCAAUUAAAUGUACAAACCCAUCAACCAUAAACAAAUAAUACAAGUAAAAUAAGAAAAAAAAAA